Messenger RNA from Gastrolobium bilobum, 1112 nucleotides. RefSeq lists its product as uncharacterized. NCBI's taxonomy places the organism in Eukaryota, Viridiplantae, Streptophyta, Magnoliopsida, Fabales, Fabaceae. The record is from RefSeq and is a predicted model, not a curated record. The transcript is spliced from 2 exons. The annotation marks the transcript as partial.
GUAAUGGAUUCUAUGUGGUGCAAUUUAGCAACAAAGAUGAUCUUCUUUUUGCUCUAAAUGGUGGUCCUUGGAUUAUUUUAGGCCAUUAUUUAUCACUUCGACGUUGGGAGCCAGCUUUUAGACCAAAUGCUGCAAGUGUGAUGAAGAUUGCAGCUUGGGUGCGAUUACCGGGUAUCCCACUGGAGUAUUAUGAUGAAGCCUUUUUCCGCCGUAUUGGUAACUGGCUAGGUAAAAUGUUGAAGAUCGAUAAGACAACUAAUGAGCAUGUAAGAGGACAGUUUGCUCGAAUUUUCGUGGAACUGGAUCUUGCUCAGCCUUUGGAGGGUGAAUAUGUGUUGGACGGAGCAACUAAACAGAUAGAAUAUGAAGGUUUAGGCCUUAUUUGUUUCCAUUGUGGGUGCUAUGGACAUAGUAAAGAUUGUUGUCCUGAGAUACCAGUUGAAGGAAAGGAUAAUCAGCAAAAUCAAGACGGGAAAAAAGAUGAGGCUGAGUUUCAGAAAAAUGGAUUAGGUCCUUGGAUGGUGGUGCAACGUCAACGUCGAUCAAAAAUUCAAACUUCAAUGGCGGACAACAGGAAGCAGGAACCGGUUCGAAGGGAAUCAAGGCGUAAUCAAGGGAGUAAUCAAGGGAGGUCCAAACACAGAAACCCUAGAAGCCGUCCUAAUGUUGAAUUACAGGAACACCCCAACCGAUUUACGUUAAGUGGGAUUACGACAGGUCAUGAAAAAGAAAAUCAAAUAAAUGGGAAGAUAGUUGACAGGGGUACCUCAAACAAUAAUACAACGAACUUGAGGAGGCAAGUUGCGAUUCAUAAUAGUAAGGACAUUGGAGGUAAAAGCGGUGGAGAUUCCAUGGUGGCUAGGAGUACUGUUGCUGAUUAUAACAAAGAUUGUUACCAAAUAGAGGUGGAUAAGGAUGGUCAAAAUAUCAACGGCUUAGAUCAUGGCUUGUCCCAACCAAAAGCGCCUGAUCCAAGUAGAGAUAAAGGAAAGCAUAUCCCAAUAAACCAUAAGCUCAAUAUUGAGGUGGAGAUGAUUUCAGAAUCUGAAACUCAGUGCAAUGACAAUGGGAUGGCAGUGGACCCACAAUCCUGCCAAAUUACCAUUGAUUAA